Hippoglossus stenolepis (Pacific halibut) is the source of this 3835-nucleotide messenger RNA. Its product is annotated as dual specificity protein kinase CLK4. Gene Ontology annotation, molecular function: protein tyrosine kinase activity; ATP binding. The transcript is spliced from 14 exons. The record is from RefSeq and is a predicted model, not a curated record. Bases 536 to 1798 code for a protein of 420 amino acids. Lineage: Eukaryota; Metazoa; Chordata; Actinopteri; Pleuronectiformes; Pleuronectidae. Gene Ontology annotation, biological process: protein phosphorylation; regulation of RNA splicing. Gene Ontology annotation, cellular component: nucleus.
GUUGCUGGAGGCGCAGAUGUUAAAUCUCACUUCUAACGUGAUGAUGGUGAAUGUACAGAACAGAAGUGGAGCAGCAGGUGAUGAAACGAUGAUAAAUAACAUGAAGAGAAAGAGAGAGGCCUCUGCUGUGAAAGGCAUGUCAGCUAUUUGUGGAAGAGGGACGGACAGGUUGUCACUGCAUGAAGACGCAGUGAGAAGCACUGACAAGUGCGCUGGCCGAGCUCCAGUGAAUGUGACGAAUCUGCGUUCCGUCACGUUCGCUAGAGCAAACUGUAAAGUUGUGGACGAGCUGGUGUUGAGGCGUCGGUGUCCAAGGGGAAUUCUGAUUUAGCUACUUGAAGUAAAAGAAAUAUCCACCUUUGCAGAGUGUGACGGAGCCGCAGAGAAGAGGAGGAGGACGACGCUGAAGAGUUUGUGACUCAGGAGCCAGAUUCUUCAAUCAGGUGCUGCAGCAGAUCUCUCCUCAGCAGACGUCCAGGGUCUGGAGACGUGGGAGCAGAGAGAGGUGGCACAGCCGGGCGUGGAGAUCUGCACCAUGGGAAUCAAAGAUGACGACGGUUGUUACAAGAGAGAUGGCGAUGAACCCAAAUCCGACCUCCUGCAAACUGAAGGAAAGAGCGGAAGCUUCAACACACUCCUCGCCACCUCGGAAACAGAAACCUCGCCGGACGACACCUCGCUCUGCCUGGAAUCUGCUUCUCUUGGUGACAGCGCUGUCAGUGCCGGCGGUGAUGGAUUGAAGAAGAGUCAGGAGGUGCAGAGCUGCGAGGAGGACGAAGAAGAGGGACACCUGGUCUAUCACGUCGGCCUCGUGAUGAACGGAAGAUAUGAGGUGGUUUCUACGCUGGGAGCUGGAGCCUUUGGACAAGUGGUCGAGUGCAUCGAUAGAGACAAAGACGAGCACGUCGCUGUGAAGAUCGUGAAGAGCAUCGACUGUUACCGUGAGGUCGCCAGGUCGGAGAUCGCAGUUCUGGAGGAGAUCAACAGUCUGGAUGACGAACACAGAUUUGCCUGCGUGCGGAUGCUGAACUGGUUCGAGCACGAAGGUCACAUCUGCAUCGUGUUGGAGCUGCUCGGCCUCAGCACCUUCGAGUUCCUGCGACAGAACCGCUUCCUGCCGUUCAGCGUGGAGCAGAUCCGCCACAUGGCCUUCCAGAUCUUCAGAGCCGUCUGCUUUCUGCACCGUAACAAACUGACCCACACGGACCUGAAGCCAGAGAACAUCCUGUUAGUUUCCUCCGACUACGAGUUCAACGACGAGAAGGAGAGGAAACUGAGGAGUCUGGAUGUGAAGGUGGUGGAUUUCGGCACCGCCACAUUUGACCAUGAACACCACGAAUCCCUGGUGUCGACACGGCACUACCGAGCUCCAGAGGUCAUACUGGAUCUGGGCUGGAACCAGUCGUGUGAUGUUUGGAGUCUGGGCUGCGUCCUCAUGGAGUUUUACCUGGGACGCACACUCUUCCAAACCCACGACAGUAAAGAACAUUUGGCCAUGAUGGAGAAAGUCCUGGGGCCGAUUCCCCCGCAACUGCUGAAACAGACCAAUAGAAAGCAGCAUUACGUUCACAACGAGCAGCUGAACUGGGACGAGAGAAGCUCCUCUGACGAUUCCAUCUGGAAACACUGCAAACCACUCAAGCAGUUCAUGCAGAGGAAGAGCGAGGAGGAGCGGCAGCUGUUCGACCUGCUCGGCUGCAUGUUGGAGUACGACGUCUACAGGCGCAUCACCCUGGAGGAGGCGCUGUGGCAUCCGUUCUUCAGCCCAAUGAGGACGCAGGAGCACCAGCGCAGUUAGCACACACACACACACACACACACACACACACACACACACACACACACACACACUCAGGAUCUACCUCGGACUGUUAUUUAAUGUGAUCACACUGUGUUUGGGUUUAUUUUUCUGAAUCGUUGAUGUGAAGGAUUUGAUUAUUUUGUGUUGUGGAGACCAUUCCAGUUUAUUAGAAAUACACAUUAACAGUCUGCGUGUCAUUGUGAAGAAAUCAGAGUGAUUCCAUGUUUCCCUUCAUUGAUUCUCAGUCUUCUGUGUCUGCAGCUUGUAAAUAAAUAUUUCCCUUUUGAUUUCUCUUAAUUCUCUUUUAAACUCACCAACAGCAUUUUUACACUGUUUUCCACAUUUUGUUAAAUUUACGAGCAGCUCGACGUGAGAGUGUUUGAUGGUGAACGCAGACGAGCAUCAGCAGAGUGUCCAUAUCAAUGUUUAUCACAGAAAAUAAUCAAAUAUGACUCAUUGGUUAAUUAAAACUAAACUCAACGUUUGUCCGCCUGGUUUGCAAAUGGAGUUAGUGAGAGAUCCUGGGCCGAGCAGUUUACUCAUUCACGAAAAGCAUCAUAAUUAUUUUCUUUAACCUUUUUCAACAAGUUCCUUGACUUCUCAGAGAAUAUUUCACGAAUCUUGGUGAAAAGAUCUGAUAUAUUUAGGGGACUGAUAUUAAUGAGAUUCAUAAAAUCUGGAUCUUUGAACGUGGCUGCAUAAGGGAACUGGUUUGAGCUCUACUGAGUGACAUUCUAGUUUCUAUUGGAUGAAGACUACAGGCUUCCUCUUCUUUUUAUUCUUCAAUUGUUUGAUGCCUUUCACACCUGAUACUUUGGUUCACACUAUAAAUUCCGGUCGUCUGGACCAAACAAGGAAGGUGUGGAAAAAGUCCCUUACGUUUCACAAACUCAAAACCAAAUGAAAAGUGACGACAAAGGUUGAACGAAAGCAGAAAUGUCCUUUAAUGUGUGUUACAGUGACAGAAGUGACGUUUCAGUCCACAAGUCUUUUCUCACUGUUUGCACAAGGUUAAACCGAUAAUGCAACACAUGGCAAAACAAGCACAGAUAAAUCAGCUGCAUUUUCCACUUCUGCUCCUCUGAUUACACUUUAUAGACUCUUCACGAGCUGAAGUAAAUGUUUGCUGUGUGACCCCCACGUAGAAAUCCCAGACCUCAUCUGGUGUGAGUGCUUCGUCGAUACACUCGUUAAGUGGACGGUAAUCAUUAGCCAGCGGCAAAACAAGUCCUGUGCAGACAAACCGCUCGUCUGUUAUCUGACCAACAUCGGCUCAAAGCUACUUAAUCUCACGGAUGUAAUAAAGCAGCAUAAAGCAAAGCGUCCGAGGGUCUGGGCUCGUCACUCGUGUGUAAUGCUGCAGGUUCCAGUCUGUCUCGUGACCUUUUGAUUCACUUGACUUUGCACAGACGAGGCUUCAGAAAUCUUAAAAACUGAUUCAGUAAACACUGGAGGAUGAAGUUUUUCUUUUGGUUAGCCUGGAAAUAUCCAUUGUUUUCUAGAUUAUGAUCAAAACGAUGCAUCAGUGAAGCCCCUGCACAUUUUCAUUAUUUCAGCUCCUCAUUGUGUUUAAAGUCCUCGUUUGUUGUUGUUGUUGUUGUCAUUGUUUUAUGUUGUGUACUGUUUGCUGCUUGUUGCUCUGUAGUUUGUUUUGUGGGACGUGGUUUGUGGGACUGUAUUUAUUACAUAUUUCUUUAGUUAUGUCCCUUUUUUCAAACUGUCUGCGUGUUUAGUAUCUUGUAAUUUAAAGGUGUUCUAUGUGUUUAAUGGUUUUCUAUUCAGCAAUCGAAUCUUGAAUUAUUUAUGAUCAAUGUAUAAUUUAUGCAAUAAAUGUGUUUUAGAUGAUGUUACAUUAAAGGUUUAAAAUUAGUAGAGUAAGGCUCAAACCUGAACUAAGGCCAAACAGGCCCUGUAACAAAAACACAUUUAAAUUCAUUAGAUCCAGAUUUGUAUUUGGAUCUGUCACCUCAAUAUGUUGAUUGUUUUCAUCAAGAUCCAUUAAUUAAUCUCUGGGAAAUAAAUCGUCAAACACUG